GCUGAUACAGAGUGGUUGUGGUGCACCCACUGGAAUAAGUUAAAUUUUUGCCAGCUUUGUUUAAAGAGAUAUAAUGAUCAGAAUGAAUAUUAUCCUGCCGCCGAUGGGUUUGGCUUCAGUCACUGGCGUUAGUGCGACGUCUGUGGCUUUGCCCAUUUUGCCCGGCAAAUGGCGAGACCGAAGGUGUCUGUGAAGAACACCUUCAUCGAAUGUGAUUGUGAUGAUGGUUUUGCAGAGAAGAGCGGUGCUUUGAGUCGCUCCAAAUCCGUGGGACGUUUGGUCACAGAUGAGAACCAGGCUGGAACCCAGAUGGCUACGUUGGCAAAGAUUUGGAACAAUGAUGAGGAAGCUGUCCGCGCUGCCAGAUCUCCUAUACUCUCGGUGCCCCCGGCCGCAGCACAAUCCUUAGCCUCGCCAGGGUGGAUCGAACUUGGAAGCUACUACAUGUCAUCGACAGGACCAAUGUUGGCAUCAAAGGACUGUGCAACUCCCCAGAAGUUGAAGCAGCUCCAAGAGAGUCUUCAGGAAAGGUUGCAAUGUCGGAAGUGGUCCGAAGAAUCGGAUCAAACUGGCAGCACUUGGAGUACAUGGAGUGCGGAUGAGAUGGGCAAGAUCCGACCAAGCAUGUCAAACUCUUCCGUGAGCUCUAUGACUGAGUCUAUGACUUCGUUUGAGGCAAAUCGUUCCAGGGCAUACUCAAACGGAUCCAGUUGCGAAUCGAAGGACGAAGCUGUGGAGUUUGAGAUCAAGAUCGAGGAGGAACCAGAAGCAAACCAUUCAAAAGGCAAGUAUACGAGCCGAGUUGACCAGAUGCGGUGGAAACCCAAGCACAAUGGUGAUUUCAUGAAUGGCAAGCCGAGUCAUAAAAGGUGGGACUACGACUAUGGCCUCUCACAUUUGGGGCAUGAUACUUGCGAGAACAUGACCAUGUCUCCUUUCACAACCCCAACCCAGUCUCCAAAGCCAUUUGGAAAGGAGAUGAUGCAUGGUCAGUACGAGAGCUCUUUCUACAGGGACAAGAUGCGGAACUUGCCACGAGAGAGCCGGCACAAUCGGGUUCCGAGGAAUGUAAACCUCCAGCAAGAGUACGAGAACAAAGAGAAGGAAGUCACCACCUUGAUGAUCCGAAACAUUCCAAAUCGCUAUACACAACGAGAGCUGAUCGCAGAACUGGAAGAUUUGGGCUUUGCUGGGACGUUUGAUUUUCUCUACAGCCCUUUGGACAAGGGCACCAUGUCCAAUGUCGGGUAUGCCUUUGUGAACUUCAAGAGCCACGAGUAUGCCAGCAAGUGCAUCGAAGCCUUUCACAACUACCGCUUCAAGCGUCAUCGCAAGACCUCCGGCAAAGUGGCAGCCGUCUCAGCUGCUCACCUUCAGGGGUUGAAGGCCAAUCUUGCCCACUACGAGAAGACGGCCGUGAACACUGCCAAGAUGAAGCAGCGCAGGCCAGUCAUUCUGGCAGACAUCUCUUCAUUGACCGCGUGAUGGACAGAGGUGAGUUCAGCCAGUGGGCAAGAGCAGAAUAUACAGGUUGAUUGGCGGAAGUGAGUCUUGCUGUGGGACGUGUUUCAGGUUGCAUCUGAGCCCC
Molecule: messenger RNA, 1588 nt
Organism: Durusdinium trenchii
Lineage: Eukaryota; Dinophyceae; Suessiales; Symbiodiniaceae
Source: the annotation of a GenBank genome assembly